UCGCUGGCACCGGAGGAAGAUGUUGGAUCCGCGUCUUGACUCGUGUCCUUAGAGCGCAAGACGUUCGUACACGUGGUGGUGUCGUGACUCCUUUUUCUCAAUGGGCCGUAAAUUACUGGUUUAAUGGGCCUAUGUUUUGGGUCGUUUAGUUUUCUGUUGUUUGUAUAUUGGGCUUUCUGUUAGGUCUUUUCGUUUAGGUGUACCUUUGUUUAGGCCUUUUGUAUCAUAUUGUGUUGGGCUUUGGUCUUUGGCCUCUGUCCCAUUAAUAAAUUUACCGGUGAAAAAAAAAAGCAGUAGUACCUAAAAUUAUCAACUUCUUCAUCCGUAACAAUACUUUCCUUAUCUCUUAAUUCAAAGGAAAAUUUCCAAUUAUUAUAUAUAAAACCGUAUAGAUAACUACAUAUAAGAUGGAAGUAUAUAAGCUAACAAUUAAUAAGAAUAUAUUUACUUACCAAUAGUCAACUUUUACCGCGUGAUCCAUAUAUAUUACCCACUUUUUUCCCACGCUCAUAAAACUCUAUCUCAACCUUCUUUAAUUCAAUCGUUAUCUCCCCCUCCUUACUUGGGGCUCAAAAGAGCUCAUAUAAUUUUGUUAAUGUCAGUUUCAUCAAACAUACUCAAAGAGAAUUCUCGCGACUUGUUGCGAGAAGAGGAACCUGGUGAUGAUGAAGUCGAAUUUCCCAUUAACGAUGAGGACGAAGAUUUUUCGAUAACGAGUAUUAGGAUUGUUUUGGUAGACUCAGAUCCUGAAUCCUUAUGCCUCAUGAAGAACCUCAUGACACAGUACUCUUACCAAGUAAGGGAUUUUAAAAACGGAGCUGAAGCUAUUGCUUUCUUGAUGAUGAGCAAGCAUGAGAUCGAUUUAGUGAUUUGGGAUUUUCACGUGCCCGAGAUUAAUGGACUGGAAGCUCUCAAAACCAUUGGUAAAGAGAUGGAUUUGCCCGUAGUAAUAAUGUCUCAUGAACACAAGAAGAAAACUGUGAUGGAAUCGACAAAACGAGGCUCAUGUAACUUUCUCCUGAAGCCAGUGAGCAAAGAAAUCAUUGCAGUUCUAUGGCAACAUGUUUACCGCAAGAGAGUAUCUAUAUAUUCCGUUGAAUCAAAUCCAGAAGAAAAUGUCGGUUUAGAUCAAGAUGAUAUUGAUCUCUAUCAGACCAACUCCAAUAGCGGAGAACAAACCAGUUCCUAUCAAAAAGAAGGCAAGAACAAGAAACCGCGGAUGACUUGGACACCUGAACUUCACCAACUGUUUGAAAAAGCGGUCGAGAAAAUGGGCGGUGUUGAACGUAAUCAUUCACACGAAUCUCUUGUGAAUAUUCAGUUUUUUUUUUCAUGUUAUUCAUUUAUUAUCUUAUUUUUCAUUUUGACUAUGUUAAAUGCAGAGGCCGUUCCAAAGCAGAUUCUCAAAUGUAUGCAAGAAGAAAAGGAUGCGGAAGGACUCACUAGAAACAAUGUAGCCAGUCAUCUUCAGAAGUACCGUCUAAAUUCAGGGAAAAAGUCAUCCAUGAUCCAGGAAACUCGAGAAGAUUCUGAGUGGCGUAAUGCUGGACCAAACACCGCUCUCACGGCUUCUAAACCGCUACCAAACUCCAUCUUCGGUCUCCAUACUAGAGUACCGUAUUUUGCGAACGAUCAAGACGCAAGAAACGGCCCCAUGCAGUAUCCUUCAACCAAUUACUUCACAAUGGACAAUGGCCAUUUCAUGACCAACUCUUUUGCUAAUCUACCUUAUACUGACUCGUUUCAUCAGCAACAACAACAACAAUUUCAACAUCAGCAGUACUCCAAUUCUUCUCUUCAGUUACCUUCCGUGAUAACCAAACAAGAGUUUCCAUACGUGUCAGCAGCCCUGGAAAAUCCCGAUCUCAUAGCUAAUGAAAAUUCACUCUACAUGGACUUGGGAGACUAUUUGCAAGAAGGACUUAGCGAUUUCGAUAAGACUAAUCGUUAUUGACUCGUCGAAGGGAGGUGAUAUAUGAAUUCGUCUCUUUGUCGUAGCUCUUCUCUCUUCCCCCUGAUUUUUCUUUUCAUGUUCUUAUUAAGGUUUUUUGAACCACACAAUCGCUCAUCGGAUACCUUCGUUCGAUUUGCAUUUGGCGUGGUAGUAUUUCUGUUAUUUUGGUGGAACUAUAUAGUUUUAGUUGUGAGUGAUCUAUAAUCACUUGCGUAGAUAUAGUUGAUUUAAUUUAAAUGGCAAAAACUGAUCGUACUCAUACGGUUUCCUAUGUACUUUUAGUUUGCACUUUAGAAUUUCAUUAUACACUAUUUUCUUUUUUUAAGGUGUAAAUAUAAAUUUUUCUACCAAAUUUUAAGUUUUUGACAGAUCGUACAAAGAAAAUUAGUAGCAGAAAACAAAAACAAAAAUCUAAACAAUACCAAAAUACAAAAGAAAAAGCGCAACCACAACACCACUAAAA
Brassica napus (rape) is the source of this 2417-nucleotide messenger RNA. RefSeq names its product putative two-component response regulator ARR20. Gene Ontology annotation, biological process: phosphorelay signal transduction system; cytokinin-activated signaling pathway. The record is from RefSeq and is a predicted model, not a curated record. Gene Ontology annotation, molecular function: DNA binding. The coding region runs from base 596 to 1954 and encodes 452 amino acids. The transcript has 4 exons. Lineage: Eukaryota; Viridiplantae; Streptophyta; Magnoliopsida; Brassicales; Brassicaceae.